Molecule: messenger RNA, 4473 nt
Organism: Siniperca chuatsi (mandarin fish)
Lineage: Eukaryota; Metazoa; Chordata; Actinopteri; Centrarchiformes; Sinipercidae
Gene: phf12b
Product: PHD finger protein 12b
Exons: 15
Coding region: 629-3757 (1042 amino acids)
Biological process (GO): negative regulation of transcription by RNA polymerase II
Cellular component (GO): nucleus; Sin3-type complex
Molecular function (GO): protein binding; transcription corepressor activity
Source: RefSeq, a predicted model, not a curated record
UUGCUAGCAGCCAGUGUAGAUGCACAGCGUUUUUCACAACAAUAACAUCAACCAAAUUUGCAUCUCCACAUACCUGAUUUGAGGAUUAUACAUUCCGAACGCUAUCGGAAGCCGUGUAUUGGACCGCGCCACGCCGAACUUCCGUCUGCAAUUUUUGGCUACAUCUGUUGACAAUGGGAGCGGAGGGGUUUGCAGAUUUACAAGGCUCCUUUUUGCAGGAGCAGAAACAAGAAUCAUGGCUGGCCAGCUAGGCCGCAGAUGGAUUUUGUAUCUAACAGCAACAGUCUAUUGAUGUAAAAUACUGUGUGUAAGCUUGGCGCAGCACAUAAAAGGUGGUGCUAAGAAGCCAGUGUUUUAAUCACACGGUUAUCGUUGAUUUUUGUUGUCUUUUUUUGGGCCCACAACACAAGCUAGUGAGCCCGCUAGCUUCACAACCUUGACUGGUUGACGUCUUGCCUUCGUAGUUAGCUCCCUUAACCAGCUAACGAUAGCUAGCAUCGCUUGGCCAGCCAUCCGCUGGUCUAAAACAUUUGUAAAAAUACAUUUAUUGCGGGAUUUCCUCUCAUAGUUGUGUGCCCGGUAGGCAUUUGUAUCGCAAAUUCCUUGUGCAACGUCUGCUCCUGGAUGAAUGUGGGACAAAAUGGAGACCCCGACGAUUGUGUACGAUUUGGAUACCUCUGGGGGCUUAAUGGAGCAAAUCCAAACACUACUGGCGCCCCCCAAGUCCGAGGAGGUAGAGAAGAGGAGUCGGAAGUUGGUGAGAGACGUCCGGAGGAGCGGCAGGGCCACCAACCACGACACCUGCGAUAGUUGCCGGGAGGGGGGAGACUUGCUGUGCUGUGACCACUGUCCUGCAGCCUUCCACCUCCAGUGCUGCAACCCACCUCUAAGUGAAGAAAUGCUUCCCCCAGGGGAAUGGAUGUGUCAUCGCUGCAAUGUUCGAAAAAAGAAGCGAGAGCAGAAGUCAGAACAGACCAACGGCCUACCAGAGAGGUCCUCGUCUAAGCGCUCUGCGUCCCCGGCCGUGGAGCUGGAGCUUAACGCGGGCCCGCUGCGGCUCGACGGCCUGCCUCCAGGGGCCGGAGCAGCGGGGCCCGGUCUACGAGUGGCCCAGGUACGCCUCUUGGACCGCAGGACCAGCAGCAGGCCGAGCAGCCGGCCCGGGACGCCCACCUCCAACACUUCAUCCACCCCGACCCCCUCAGAGGAGCAGAACGAUGGGGAGGAGGAGGCAGCAGAGCCCGAGGAUGAAGUUCAGGGCGCAGAGCUUGAGGGUGCUACGCUAUCCGUUCCGACACCGCGCCUCCUCAAGAGGCCCUUUCAGCUGCUAAUAGCAGCAGCUAUGGAGAGGAACCCUACACAGUUCCAGCUACCCAGCGAACUCACCUGCACCACUGCACUGCCAGGCAGCAGUAAACGAAGAAGAAAAGAGGAGCUACUAGGAAAGCCGUUUAGGAGGCCUCAGCAUGAACUGGAUUCCAAUGGUCUGGUCCCUCUACCAGUCAAAGUCUGCUUUUCAUGCAACAGGAGUUGCAGGUUGGCUCCACUGAUCCAGUGUGACUAUUGUCCCCUUCUGUUCCACAUGGACUGUCUGGACCCUCCACUCACAGCUUUACCUGCUGGCAAAUGGAUGUGUCCAAACCACGUUGAGCACUUAGUGCUGAAUCAGAGGAGCCUGAGCCUGUCCAGCCGCUGUCAGCUCUUUGACCAGUUCCAGGACAGGAUGUCCCAGCAUGCCGUCAAGUUGGACUUCCUGCGUAGAGUUCAUCGGCAGAACACGCCCAACCGGCGCACCACCCACCAGCACAACAAGAAGACCAUCAAGGUGCCAGAUGCCAUCAAGUCCCAGUACCAGAAUCCUCCCCCCAUGCUGCUUCCUGCAGGGGUGCGCCAGUUGGAGCUGGUUUGUAGCGGCGUUCCCGACCAUCAGCCCUCAAAGCACCUCACCACAGAGGCUGAGCAGCAGGAGUGGCUUCAGGAUGUCAUCGCCCUCCAGUGCAGCAUCAUGCGACACCUAUCCAUCAAGCAGAAGGCGUCAUCCACAGCAUCCACCCUGUCAUCAGUAACAUCAUCAGCAGAUAGGGUUUCUGAGCAGAAAGCCACUAGUAAAUCAUGUGUCACAUCAGUGGACAUGAAAACUCAGGCCUCUUUAGGAAGGACUUCUUCCCCUGACCCCUGCUCGAAACCCUGCAGUACACCCGAUGACCCCCAGGGGGCCUCUCUUUCAAGGGGCGCCCUAGCAGAGCCCAGUGUUUGUAAAUGCAGCAUGACACCAUGUCAGAACUGUAGGAAACCAAACGGACCUCUGGCAGAGGAGUGUCAGCCUCCCAAAGCCAACGGACCUGUAGACUGUAAGAGUGCCUCAGACUCCGGCAGGCAGGCAGAGCUGCAGCACAGACUGAAGCCCAGUACAACGCCCCCAGACUCAGCUCCUGCCUAUGGGCUAGUGAACCACAUAGGAGCAGAAACAGUUAAAAAGGAGCCUGAGAGCACAACAGAGGCCUGUGCUCAGAAAAACUGCUCCAGUGCCCUAAUGAUCUGGCCCCACAGCAGCCAGCAGAACCACAGGAGCCAGACAGAGCUCCAGAAGGAGUGUAUGAGCAGCGAUGAAAAACCCUCCUACUCCAUCACCAGCAGUGCCCGCUCAGACACACCACCUAAAGGCAAGCAGGAGCAGGGCCCGACCCAGCUGGAUUCGUCAUCACCUACUCCAGACAUAAAGGCUGGUCCUGGACUGAUGGACUUACUGCUGCCCAGCACUCUCUCCUCCAUUGCUAACCUGUCCAGCUGCAUGAAAGAUGGAAGGGAUGAGGAUGGAGGGAUUGAGCUGGACAAACUGGAUGCAGAGAUGAUCAAGACCCUGGCAUGGCAGAGGAUCCAGCAGCUCUUUCCCCCCAAAGAGCCCAGCACUCCCCCUCCCCCUCCCCCAGCCACCAGUGCGGCCCCCAAAACCGCAUCACCCCACCCUGACAGUCAGAAGAAGGUGCAGGCCCGAGCUGUCUUCUACCCUCUGACAGGAAAAGGAGGAGCUGUCAGCAUGUGCUAUAGGACGUUAUACAUAGGAUCUGGUGCUGACAUGGACGUGUGCCUUACAAACUAUGGUCAUUGCAACUACAUAUCGGGGAAACACGCCUGUAUUUUCUAUGAUGAGAAUACCAAGCAUUAUGAGCUGCUCAACUACAGCGAGCACGGCACCACAGUGGACAACGUCCUCUACUCGUGUGACUUCUCUGAGAAAGCCUCGCCGUCUCCACCCAGCGGCCUGGUGGCCAAAGUCCAAGGCAUUAUCCGUCGCAGUAAGAAGCAUGAGGAUGAUGAGGGCCCCAACUGUGUGGUGGGUUUGUUGCCGAACGGUGGAGUGAUGAGCAGCCAGCCUCAGGGCGGCUCCGAGCUGUUGUGCAGCUGUAAGGCGAGCAGCUCCAGCCUGAUCGGAGGCAGCGGGGCGGGCUGGGAGGGCACGGCCCUGCUCCACCAUGGCAGCUACAUUAAACUGGGCUGCCUCCAGUUUGUCUUCAGCAUCACCGAGUUCGCCAGUAAGCAGCCCAAAGAGGAGCAGAUCGCCACGCCUGCUGCCAGUUGCACCAGCACCACCAGCAGCAGCGCGGCCAGCACCACCACCAGCACCACCCCCACCACCACCUUCACGCCACCACCCAACACUGCCACAGUGAGCAGCCCGUCCAGCCAGGAUGAGGCCGACGCUGAGACUGUCCCUCCCCACCAAGUGCCCGUACUGCACGCCAACUCUGUUCCAUAACCCACACAGGAUGUCCCGCCCUCCCUCCUUUUGUUUUGCACCUUCCAAGUCACAAUGAAGGGAAAGCUGCACAGCUGGUUGGUCAACAGGGAAAAGUUUAUUUUUUCAUUUUUAAUGGUUUAUAUCUUUGCAUGAACUUGAAGUAUUAUUGACAAUCUCUUCUGUUUUUGAAUGACUGACAGUAACCUUCUGUUCACUUCAAACCGUUAGGACUUUGAGCAAACAUUAUUUACCUACGCUCAAUUUUUCUUUAGCCAGUAUGUAUGGUGUAACAUUAUUUUGUCAGUCAGGCCAUUUAGCACAAAGCUUUUUUGUAGUACUGAAUUCCAUAUAUUCUAAUUUCUUUUGCUGCUUUUGCACCACAGGUAGCUAUAUAUGUAUGAAAACAUACAUGCUUAUACACUAUAUGUAUAUAUAAUGUAAAUAUAUAUAAUUCAGUGCCUCUCAAUUGGAGAAACAUUGGAUUUCAUGUAGAUUCACCAUUUUUUGGUUUUUAACUGUACAGUUCAUGGAAUUUGUGAUACUGUGUAGAGUACCAGAAGUUUUGUGAUAAAACUUGUUCUUAGUCUGUACUUUCCGCUGUAGUCCAUCUGUAAAUACCGUAUUGUUUUAGCACUCAUUUUAACAUCUUGUGCUGCUCUGUAUAUAAGCACUCUUUGUCUGUACCUGCUUGUCUGUUCAAACCUGUAAAUACAGAAAGAUUUUCUAAGAACAAA